AUGGUUCUUGUAAAUGCCAUAUAUUUCAAAGGAGAGUGGGCUUCUAAAUUUGAAAAUAAAAAAACAGUUAAAGAAGUGUUCCAUUUCGAAAAUAAUGGUGGUUAAGUAUAAGUUGAUAUGAUGAAGGCUAAAAAUAAAAUUAAUUAUGGUGAAAAUAGUCAUUUUUAAUACAUUUAGUUACCUUAUAAAGGAAAUUAAUAUGCUAUGUAUAUAAUUUUAUCUGUUAAUAUGACAUUAUAACGAUUUGAAUAAAAUCAUCUUAAUUAAAAUAUUUUAAAUGAAGUCUAAACUAAUCUAGAUAAUUUUGAAGUUAAUAUUUCAUUACCUAAGUUCAAAGUUUCCCCAAGUGAAAGCAUUGAUCUUAGUUAAAUCUUAAAAGAUUUAGGUUUAGUUGAUUGUUUCUCUUAAGGAUCUGCUGACUUUUCUAAUAUGGAUCCUUCUAAUACAAUUUAUAUUUCACAAGUAUUCCAUAAAGCUAUGAUUGAAGUUAAUGAAGAAGGUGCUGAGGCUUCUGCUGCUACUAGUGCAGUUAAGAAUUUAGGUAAAAAUAAAUUGGGUUUUGUAGUAUUAUGA
This is a messenger RNA of Ichthyophthirius multifiliis, 573 nucleotides long. Its product is annotated as serine protease inhibitor, putative. Gene Ontology annotation, molecular function: serine-type endopeptidase inhibitor activity. The record is from RefSeq and is a predicted model, not a curated record. Lineage: Eukaryota; Ciliophora; Oligohymenophorea; Hymenostomatida. The transcript is spliced from 3 exons.